UGUGGAACGUUUUCGUAAAAUCCAUUCGAAAGUUCAAAUAUGGUUCGAAUGGAAAAUUUUGAUUAGCUAUGCUCCUAUGUAUCAUAUAAGUCAAAAGCUAUUCAGAAAAUAAAUAAAAAUAAUAAUAAAUUAUACUAACGACAAGCGCGUGUCCGCUAUGCCUGCUGUUGGGUGCUAAUCAAGUCCACAAAAAAAAGUCGCCAAAUCCGGAAAAAUAUUUAAAUAUUAAAUAAUAUAAUUAUAGCUAUAUAAAACAAUAAAAACGUAUGAAAAAAGUAGCUUGACAGCAAUUCAAUUCAAACACAAGAGAGAGCAAAAUGCAAUCAUUAAAAGCCGAUGAGCUGGAGGAGAAUCCCGUCGAGCGUGCCAAUUGCUUGUCGGAGCUAAUGUUCUGCUUUGCCAUGCCAGUUCUGUUUAAAGGACGGCAAAAGACACUAGAGCAAACUGAUCUCUAUAGACCACUCAAGACACACAAGUCAGACACGCUUGGCGACCGCCUUUGCUCCGCCUGGGAUCAAGAAGUAGCUAAUAGAUCAGCUCUGAAUCUACCCCCACGCUUGGGGCGUGUGGUAGCCCGCGUAUUUGGCUGGCAUUUAUUUGUGACGGGCCUUUUACUGGUUGCCCAGGAGUUUCUAACCAAGGUAACUCAACCCAUAUGCUUGUUUGGCAUGAUGUCCUACUUCGCGACCAAAGAUGGCGAUCUAAUGAAGGCUGAGCUUUAUGCAGCUGGUCUAAUGGCAGGCUCUGUGUUCACUGUCUUUUGUGCCCAUCCAUAUAUGCUGGGUGUUCUCCAUCUAGGCAUGAAGAUGCGCAUUGCCCUCUGCAGCUUGAUCUAUCGCAAGGCUCUACGGCUAAGCCGUACCGCUCUGGGUGAUACUACCAUCGGUCAGGUUGUGAAUCUCCUGUCCAAUGAUGUGGGACGCUUUGAUACUGUGCUGAUCAAUGUUCAUUAUCUUUGGGUGGCGCCUCUAGAGCUCAUUGUGGUCACUUAUUUAAUGUUCGAACAGAUAGGAAUAUCAGCGUUCUUUGGCGUUGCGGUUAUGUUACUUAUUCUUCCCUUGCAAGCCUUUCUAGGCAAGAAGACAUCGGUGCUCCGUCUGCGAACGGCUCUGCGUACUGAUGAACGUGUACGAAUGAUGAACGAGAUUAUUUCGGGCAUUCAGGUGAUCAAGAUGUACGCCUGGGAGAAACCAUUUGGAAAACUUAUUGAACUAACACGACGCAAGGAAAUGAUCUGCAUCAAACAAGUGAACUACAUACGUGGUAUACUUAUAUCCUUUGCCAUGUUUCUCUCCCGUGUAUUUGUCUUUGCCAGUCUGGUGGGAUAUGUGCUGCAGGGAUACGUACUAAAUGCUGAAAAGGCCUUCUAUAUAACCGCCUACUACAACAUUCUCCGCCGUACGGUCACCAUGUUCUUUCCACAGGGUAUCGGUCAGUAUGCAGAACUGAUGGUAUCCAUCAACCGUCUGCAGACAUUUAUGCAUCGGGAGGAGACACAAGUUCAAGACAAAUCAAUUGAUGCUCCGUCCGCUACUGCUACUAAUGAUAAGGAGAAUGGAUCUCUAAUAAAAAACGGCAGUGGCGAUGUACCUAAGCUUAAUGGCAAUCCGGAAUCCCUUGUUGAAUUUUCCCAAUUCUCUGCCAAGUGGAAUAGCAAAUCAACAGAGAACACAUUAGAUAAUAUUAAUCUAAAAUUGGAUCGCCGACAGCUGGUAGCUGUGAUUGGACCCGUGGGCGGCGGUAAGUCCAGUCUUAUACAAUCCAUUCUUGGUGAACUGCCCGCUGAUAAAGGAAGCCUAAAAGUCAAUGGCAGAUUCUCCUAUGCCGCUCAGGAGCCUUGGCUCUUUACUGGAACUGUACGAGAAAACAUUCUCUUCGGACUGACCUUGGACAAGCAUCGUUAUCGGACGGUGGUCAAAAAGUGUGCCCUCGAGCGGGAUUUUGAACUACUUCCUCAAGGAGAUAAGACGAUCGUUGGCGAGCGGGGAGCUUCGCUAUCGGGUGGACAGAAAGCACGCAUCAGCCUGGCCAGGGCUGUUUAUCGUAGGGCGGACAUUUACCUACUUGACGAUCCACUCAGUGCUGUGGAUACACAUGUGGGUCGUCAUCUGUUUGACCAGUGCAUGAGGGGGUAUCUGCGAAGCGAGUUGGUUAUAUUGGUAACACAUCAGCUUCAGUUUUUGGAACAAGCUGAUCUCAUUGUUAUCAUGGACAAGGGCAAGAUCAGUGCAAUGGGAACAUAUGCGACGAUGCAGCGUAGUGGCCUGGACUUCGCACAACUCUUGACCGAUCCCAACAAGACAAAAGAUGGGGAGAGUGAUUUGGAUAGCGAGCCUGGUGAUAUUUGGGAUCGUCUCAGCUUAGCUUCACGUAGCAGGCGUGGCAGUAAAUUGGACAUUUCGAAGCAACCUUCGCGCAAUGUUAGUUUCACAUCCUUGAGCUCUUUUUCCGAGUCUAUUGCCCAGGACUCAGCCAUGGCACCACAAGAGACACGGGUCCAGGGCAAAAUCAGUCUAGCUCUAUAUAAGGAAUACUUUACAGCAGGAAGUGGAUACCUAAUGAUAUGUUUUAUGGUGUUCCUCUGCUUGGGUACACAAAUUGUGGGAUCCUCAGCAGAUGUCUUUCUCGCCUAUUGGGUCGACAAGAACCAAGAUGCUGCAGAGAAAGACUCAGAUCCCAUAGAUAUAUACUACUUUACCGCUCUUAAUAUAGCUGUCAUUGUAUUCACUCUGGUGCGGACUAUGCUAUUCUAUAAGCUAGCCAUGCGCAGCUCCACAAAGCUCCAUAAUGCCAUGUUCCGUGGCAUUACCAGAGCAGCCAUGUACUUCUUCAAUACGAAUCCUUCGGGUCGAAUAUUGAAUCGGUUUUCAAAGGACCUCGGGCAGAUAGACGAGCUGCUGCCUACAGUAAUGUUGGAUGUAGUGCAGAUCUUUCUCACUCUGAUUGGCAUUAUUGUUGUUAUCUGUAUAACCAAUCCGUAUUAUCUCAUUCUCACUUUUGGUCUGGCAAUCAUCUUCUACUAUAUUCGAGAGUUCUACUUGAAAACAUCGAGAGAUGUGAAACGAUUGGAGGCAGUGGCCAGGUCUCCUAUCUAUUCCCACAUCAGCUCGUCACUUAAUGGACUCCCUACGAUCAGAGCUAUGGGAGCGCAGAAAGCGCUUAUUGCAGAGUUCGAUAAUCUUCAGGAUCUGCACAGCUCUGGCUAUUACACUUUCCUGUCCACCAAUCGAGCCUUUGGCUACUACCUGGACUGCUUCUGCACCUUGUACAUAGUGAUAAUCAUACUCAACUACUUCAUAAAUCCACCUGAAAGCUCUGGAGAAGUGGGAUUAGCCAUUACUCAAGCUAUGGGUAUGGCUGGCAUGGUACAGUGGGGCAUGCGUCAAUCAGCUGAGCUGGAGAACACCAUGACGGCUGUGGAACGUGUCGUGGAAUAUGAUGAGAUCGAACCGGAAGGCGAAUAUGAAUCCCAGCCAAGCAAAAAGCCCCCACCGAAAUGGCCAGAGCAAGGUAAAAUUGUAGCUGACGAUCUGAGUCUUCGUUACUUCCCCGAUCCUCAAUCCAAGUAUGUACUUAAGUCUCUCAACUUUGAGAUCAAACCAAUGGAGAAAGUGGGCAUUGUGGGUCGCACAGGAGCAGGCAAGUCCUCACUCAUCAACGCCCUUUUCCGCCUAUCCUAUAAUGAUGGCUCCAUCAUCAUCGAUGGUCGCAACACUAACGAGCUAGGACUUCACGAUUUGCGCAGCAAAAUCUCCAUUAUACCUCAAGAGCCAGUGCUCUUCUCGGGCAGCAUGCGUUACAAUUUGGAUCCAUUUGAGGAGUAUAGUGACGCCAAAUUAUGGGAAGCAUUGGAGGAAGUCAAGUUAAAACCUGUCAUUAGCGAGCUGCCAAGUGGUCUUCAGAGCAAGAUUUCGGAGGGUGGCACCAACUUCAGUGUGGGUCAAAGGCAAUUAGUAUGCCUUGCUCGUGCUAUCCUUCGCGAGAAUCGUAUUCUAGUGAUGGAUGAGGCCACAGCCAAUGUGGAUCCACAAACAGAUGCUCUCAUCCAGACGACAAUAAGAAACAAGUUUAAAGAGUGCACAGUGCUGACGAUAGCCCAUAGGCUAAACACGAUUAUGGACUCCGACAAGGUGAUAGUCAUGGAUGCUGGUCAGAUGGUUGAGUUUGGUUCACCCUAUGAACUCCUGACGGAAUGUGAGACGAAGAUCUUUCACAAUAUGGCUAUGGAGACCGGGCAGAGCAACUUUGAUAGGCUACUGAAGGUUGCGGAGAAGGCUCAUUUGGAAUCACAAAAGCAGAAAACUGCCUAGAAACAAUGAAUAUUCACUUAAAUAUUCUCAUUGAUUAACUUUAAGCAAAUUCCUCAUAGAAAGUAUACCACUUAUAAUUGUGUAAUUUUGUAUAUGUUACUUAAAGUAUUAUUUCUACGAACUUUAAUAAU
Messenger RNA from Drosophila arizonae, 4441 nucleotides. RefSeq names its product Multidrug resistance protein 4 (gene Mrp4). Gene Ontology annotation, biological process: transmembrane transport. NCBI's taxonomy places the organism in Eukaryota, Metazoa, Arthropoda, Insecta, Diptera, Drosophilidae. Gene Ontology annotation, cellular component: membrane. Gene Ontology annotation, molecular function: ATP binding; ABC-type transporter activity; ATP hydrolysis activity. The record is from RefSeq and is a predicted model, not a curated record.